CUCAGGGAAAGCGGCCGCAGCGCGUCCUCUCCGCGCCGCCGUCUCCCGCCUCGGGCUGCUUUUCUUUCCCCUCCUUUGGCUCGUCCCUUCCCCGCCCACCCGGCGGGAAAGACCCUGGCGGCUCCCUCUUGACUGGCUGCAGUAGCCGCCGCCGACGCUCAGAGGCUGCUGGUGCUUCUGGCUCUGGCAAAGCUGCGCUGGGCACGAGAGACCCCCGCACGGGACCCCCCUCCCCCUUCCUUUCAAAAGGGAUUGUUCAGAUUGGAUUGAGUCAGCCCAGAGUCGCGAGCGGCGGAUCACUUGAAGGAGGUACAAGAAGGCUGACUUGCAAGGAUGCGGGGCUCUAUUCUUGCCUAAACAAAUCAAGAGAGAGUUGCUUACUGAGGAUCAACUGCCAUGCCUGGUUUCUUCUGAAGUUGCCAUCCUUGACAAACUUACCUGCGGAAAAACAGAGUGAUGAUGGGUCGUGUUCUGCUCUUACUACUAUUUUCCACUCCUAUCUUGAGCCUCAUUAAUGGAAUAAAUGUAGAACAAGAUUUCAGCUGGCAGUUAACAAAAGUACCACGGAUUAUAAAAGAGAAGACUUUGUCCCUUGAGAGCCCAAAAUUUGAAGCCAGUGCCAAAUUAGAGCUGAGCGGAGUAUGUGGGAUUGAGUGCCAGCGGAGUCUCCCAGGGCCACAUUUGUCUGAUCUUAAUGAGUUGCUGUCCUAUGAGACGGUCUUUGAGAACGGCACACGGACGCUGACGGAAGUGAACAUCCUCAUGGGGGCAGAACUUGACCCAGUUGCAAAUGCCACCACAAAGGUAUUAUCAAGACAAAAGAGGCAGGUCUAUGGCACCGACAGCCGAUUCAGUAUUUCGGACACACGUUUCCUGACCAACUUCCCUUUCAAUACAGCCGUGAAGAUAUCCACAGGCUGCAGUGGCAUUCUGAUUUCCCCAAAGCAUGUGCUGACUGCUGCUCACUGCGUGCAUGAUGGUAAUGACUACAUCAAAGGCAGCAAAAAGCUGAGAGUCGGGUUGCUGAGGCUGAAAUCCAAAGGCAGUGGCAAGAAACGCAGGGGUGCCGGAAGAAGUAAAAGGGAGGAAUUGGAUCUUCAUACAGAUACCAGACAGCAGAAGAGGGGAGUCAGCAGUAGAGCUGGCAGAAGGCAGAAAGCCUCUGGGUUGAGUGAGAAGAAAUCAGAGCGUAAGCCCUCCUUCCAGUGGACAAGAGUAAAAAGUACACAGAUCCCCAAGGGCUGGCUGAGAGGUGUGACAGGGGAUGUUGCAGUAGAUUAUGAUUAUGCAGUGCUGGAGCUCAAGCGCCCCCACAAGAAGAAAUACAUGGAUCUGGGCAUCAGUCCAAACAGCAAGAUGAUGCCUGGAAGCAUGAUCCACUUUUCUGGAUUUGAUGCUGACCGAUCUGGCCAAUUGGUCUAUCGAUUUUGUAGUGUGUCCGACGAAUCCAGUGAUCUCUUCUACCAGCACUGUGAUGCCGAGUCUGGCUCUACAGGAUCUGGAAUCUACCUCCGCCUUAAAGAAGGAGACAAAAAGAAAUGGAAGCGCAAAAUCAUCGCCAUUUACUCUGGUCAUCAGUGGGUGGAUAUCAACGGAGAGCAGCAGGAUUACAAUGUGGCAGUUCGAAUCACUCCCCUCAAAUAUGCUCAGAUUUGCCUCUGGAUACACGGGACUGACGAGAACUGUGCCCAAGGCUGAUGGGAACUAACACGUUUCCUUAAUUGUGUGGUGGAGUGAGGACCUGCAACAAUAAUUUUUGAACAUACACUGAGCUAGGUCUGAUUUAAAUUGAACUUGAAACCAGCAGUUACCUUCUGAUAUAAUGAAGAGUCAAAAACAAUAAUACAGCAUUUAGUAGUAAUUUUCGACUGGGUUAAAUAGAAAUGACGUGCACUUAAUUGUAUUACAGUAUUUAUUGUUUUAUUUUUGUGGUAAAUGUUAAAAAAAACUAAUGGCUCCUUAUGUUUGCCUGCAUUUUUAAAGAGAAGCAUCUUCUCUUAUAACUGGUACUAUUAAGUUAUGUUUUGUUUUCCAUUUUACUUACUUUUCUCAGGGUUCUGCUUCAAGAAGUGUUUUUCUAUGAUGCAAGUUGCAUGCUUAUAAGUGUAUCAUAUCUGCAGGACAAUCCAAAUAGUGCUGCACCAAGAAAAGACAACUUGACAUAAUAGCAAACCCUAAUUUGACUGGGGGAUCCUUGGCUCAUAUGCUCAGCCCCCUGCCCCCGCAGAGAGAUCUAAUGAAAAACUCCUUUCAUGAUAAACCACAGGUUUCAUUACUUCCAAACCAGAAGCUAUAGUUCAUGCUUUCCUCUAAAAACCAGAAUUCCAAACCAGGAUUACACUUGGUUUGCCAUUAUGUGAAGCAUGUCAGUAUCUCUUCAUGCUGAAAAUGCUUUGGGUAAGGGAGCUUAGAUGAGGUCAUUUAUAAAACCCACAAAUUCUAUUGCAUUGCAUUCUAAACAGCAGUGGAGCUUAAUGAAUGUAGCAUGUCCUCUAUUUGGAAAAAAAGGAAGAACCAUAUGAGUAUUAUGUAAUGGCUGUAAGUCUAGUUUGAGAAGGUAAGCAAAACCAGGGGAUAUUAUAUGUGUAUUUGUUUAAUUAGUCACUAUUCUUAAUAGAUCUCUGCCUUUCUAAUUGCAGUCACGGUACUUUUGUCAAGAGACAAGGGUGACGACUGAUAUGUUAUAGUUUAAAAACCACAGAGCAUACCAGUCUUUUUAAUUUGAGGGGAACAUGAGAACUAGGAGAUCAGAGUUGGCCCAUCUCAGAGCUCCAUGUGCAAUUUUGCAGGAUGGCUGCCCCAUUCAGAUCCAUAGAGAAGACAGUUCUCUUCUCUUGAAAGGAAGUGCUGAAGUAGGUAUGGAAGCUUUUACAACUAGGAGACCAAAUUCACUGGAUAAGGUGAUACAAGCCAAUAACCUAACGCCCUCAGAUGAAUGCAUGGAAUAGUGUGAAUCCUUAAAUCUCAUUACAAAAAGGUCAAAUCAGAAAGAUCUAACGUUGCUAAAUCAAUGCAGUACUACAGUGCAAUACAACUACAUUACAAUACAAAUAGAUAUGUUGUUAUAUGCAACACAAGAAGGUUGGGAUCACUACAAAGUCUAAAGCUCAGCUUCAAUAAAUAUGCUUUUAAGAUAA
Messenger RNA from Heteronotia binoei (common prickly gecko), 3137 nucleotides. It is a transcript of the gene PRSS35, whose product is annotated as serine protease 35. The record is from RefSeq and is a predicted model, not a curated record. The coding region runs from base 457 to 1698 and encodes 413 amino acids. Gene Ontology annotation, molecular function: serine-type endopeptidase activity. The transcript is spliced from 2 exons. Gene Ontology annotation, biological process: proteolysis. NCBI's taxonomy places the organism in Eukaryota, Metazoa, Chordata, Lepidosauria, Squamata, Gekkonidae.